Molecule: messenger RNA, 1158 nt
Organism: Lithohypha guttulata
Lineage: Eukaryota; Fungi; Ascomycota; Eurotiomycetes; Chaetothyriales; Trichomeriaceae
Exons: 3
Coding region: 1-1158 (385 amino acids)
Source: RefSeq, a predicted model, not a curated record
AUGGGCCGGGCUACCGACCAGGACGUGCAUAGUGCCUUUGUGGAGUAUAGAGCGAGUCCCGAUGACAAGUGCUUGUCAGUGCAGUGCAUCUACUGUCAUCAGAUCCGCGCAAAGAACACAUCAAGACAGAAACAACAUCUGCUAGAAUGUCUCGGACUGCGCAACCAUCCCUCUUCUCAGGUGAACCAGAGUCCGUCCCAACCACCGCCGCCUCGACCUGAAUCAUCGUCCUCUGACGUUGCUGGAUAUGGCCCGGCUUUCUCUAUCAAUGGCGCUGCAAAUGCGCUCGACGGGGCUACUGCUGCCCUGAAUGGCACACCGAUGCAGGGUAGACAGUCCUUGCCGCCUACACUGAAUGGCUCUGAAACACCAAUUCGUGGACAAUCAGCUAAGCCAAAGCCAACGCCCAAGCUGACACCAGGAGGUAGUAAUAUACCUGCACCUCCACUUGAGGACGUUCAUAGUGCAUUUGUUGAGUUCCGAGCUAACGAGUCCGACAAAUGCCUCUCGGUACAAUGUAUAUACUGCAACCAGAUUAGGGCUAAGAACACUUCUCGCCAACGCCAGCACCUUCUCGAGUGUCCAACCUACCUCAAUGUCAUGAAAGACUCGAUACCAGCGAACAAUCUUCUUCAUCGCUUUGACGAAGGAGAGGUUGCACGCUCUCUUUCUCUCCCACAGCCCGCUCUCGACCUAGAUUUCCGCAUGAGUGUCAAGCUGAAUCCAAAAGUAGCGAUUGGGUCAAGCACAGGCACGAACAGUGGUCAGAGAAACUGGAUAUCCUUCAUUGGAGGCCAGUGGGCUGGUCGAUGGGGUAAAGGCAUUGUUAUUCCUGGCGGUCAAGAUGCGCAGAUCACCUACAAGGACUUCACUACCAGUUUGAACGCUCAAUACCUAAUCCAGACUAGCGACGACCCACCUGCAUUCAUCUUGGUCAAAUACAAAGGAUGGCUGGCUGGGCCGAGAGAUGUGCUGGAGAAAGUGCACACUGAUCCUGAAGAGGCAGACACCGUGCCGGCGAACCAGUACAAGUUUCGUGUGAACAUUGAGCUAGAGACUGGCGACGAAAGAUAUGCAUUCUUGACCAAUGGUAUGUGGCUGGGAAGCGGGAGUCGAAGGGCACAAGAGAUUGUCAUUGACGCAUAUCGCGUUGGCUAG